Messenger RNA from Maniola jurtina (meadow brown), 2497 nucleotides. RefSeq names its product zinc finger protein 629 (gene jim). NCBI's taxonomy places the organism in Eukaryota, Metazoa, Arthropoda, Insecta, Lepidoptera, Nymphalidae. Bases 405 to 2240 code for a protein of 611 amino acids. The transcript has 3 exons. Gene Ontology annotation, biological process: negative regulation of transcription by RNA polymerase II; regulation of immune system process; regulation of cytokine production. The record is from RefSeq and is a predicted model, not a curated record.
CGCGCGCCGCCCGCAUCACCCACGUUAUUUAAUUUUAUUACAUUUGUUCACGUGUUUCGUUUCGCGUACACAUUCGGACGGCGGUUCAACUUCGCGCCAUGUGCACCAAAUUGUGAUUUCGGACCCUAAACAAAAUGGAACACCGUGGUACUUUUCGACAACAAAAAACAUUUUUCGGCAAAAUUUCCGUCAACCGCAACUAAACGCAGUUCAAAACUAGGUUCAUUUUUUAUUACGUUCGUUGAUUUUUUUACACCUCAGUUUUUCACAAACUAAUGCAGUUGAAACGGUUUAAGUUGAUUCUUAUGAGUUCUUUUCGUUUCUAAAUGAAACUGUAACACACAACCAAGAAACUGUAGCACCGACAGACGGAUAGAAGUAGACAGAAGGCGGCAGAAGUCGAGAUGGCGCUUGCUUCUUCUGUGAGCUUGUACUACUCCAUCGUGCAGCGGGCGGCGAGGCACUAUCUAGAAGAUUAUUGUCAUACAGAUACGACAGCGCCUUACGUGCUGUACAAGGAUGGAGUGGAGCGCGCUCCGCCGGGCACGCAGUGGGGCGGCGCCGUGCUGGACGGCGGCUACCAGCCCAUGCAGCACCAGAGCCCCGGCGGCCCCAGCCCGCAGCCGGAGCCGCAGCUCGCGUCGCCCGCGCCCUCGCCCUACCCGCCCGCGCCCUCCACCGACCCCGCGGCGGACGAGGCCGCGCAGCAACUCGCGCAGCAACAAGCCCAGCAACAGGCCCAGCAGCAGGCGCAGCAGCAGACCUCCCCCGACCAUAUGCAGGUCGAGCAGCAGCUCCAGAACCAGUCACAGCCGCAACCGCCUUCACAGGACCAUCUCGACAGAACACCCUGCUUCGUCCCCCAACCGGAUCUACAACAGCAGUACACGCCCUAUUUCAAGGAGACCAGACCCACGAGCCAUAUGCUCGGAACCGGAGGCUUCCCCUUACACUAUUUGAAGCAAAACGGGGGAGUGCUCUCCUUAGAAGGCCCGCUGGAUCAGUACGCGACGCCCGACCUGCGCCACUUGCCAGACAUCGUCCAGCCGGAGCAGCCCAAGCCGCGGAAACACAACCCCAAUUCCGAACUCCGCCUGUUCAAGUGCCUGACUUGCGGCAAGGACUUCAAGCAGAAGUCCACGCUGCUGCAGCACGAACGUAUCCACACGGACUCGCGACCGUACGGGUGCCCGGAGUGCGGCAAGCGGUUCCGGCAGCAGUCGCACCUCACGCAGCACCUGCGCAUCCACGCCAACGAGAAACCGUACGCGUGCGUGUACUGCCCGCGCUCGUUCCGCCAGCGCGCCAUCCUCAACCAGCACCUGCGCAUCCAUUCCGACGUGUCACCGCACCUCAUCUUCAAGAACGGGACGACGCCCACGCUGUGGCCGCAGGACGUGCCGUUCCCGCCCGACGAGAACAAGGAGGAGGUGCAGUCCACCUUCGGCGACGACGGGCCCAACGGCGACCAGCGCGGCUCGUGCUUCUCGCCCGGGGACACGGCGCAGUACCCCGCCUACUUCAAGGACACGAAGGGCCUCAACCACGCCGUCUUCGGCUCCAGUCUGUCGCUUCAGUAUCUAAAAGGCGGGAAACUCCCUGACGUGCUAGGCGGCCGAGCGAUGCCGCUGUACGUCCGCUGUCCGAUCUGUCAAAAGGAAUUCAAGCAGAAAUCGACGUUGCUCCAACACGGUUGCAUACAUAUAGAAUCGCGGCCCUACCCGUGUCCGGAGUGCGGCAAGCGCUUCCGGCAACAGUCACAUUUGACGCAACACCUCCGCAUUCACACGAACGAGAAACCUUACGGGUGCGUGUACUGUCCGCGAUUCUUCCGGCAACGGACGAUUCUCAACCAGCACUUGCGAAUCCACACCGGCGAGAAGCCGUACAAGUGCACGCAGUGCGGGAAGGACUUCAGGCAGAAGGCGAUCCUGGACCAGCACACGCGGACGCACCAGGGCGACCGGCCCUUCUGCUGCCCCAUGCCCAACUGCCGGCGGCGCUUCGCCACCGAGCCCGAGGUGAAGAAGCACAUCGACAACCACAUGAACCCGCACGCGGCCAAGGCGCGGCGCGCGGACGCCAAGACGCCGCGGCCGCUGCCGCCCGCCGCCGCCGUCGUCAAGCCGGAGCUGUACUUCCCGCAGUGCUACGCGCCGCCCUUCCAGCAGUUCCCCGCCGCCGGCGCGGACUUCAAGCCGGCCGUGGGGCCGGGCGUGGCGUGCCUGCCCGCGCAGUGACCCGCGCCCCCGCGGUGGCCGCACCCGCCGCACGCGCCGCACACGCCGCACCACGACCUCUACAUCAGCGACCGCCUCUACAACUAGGCGGCGGCGGCGCCCUAUACGACGCGCGCUCAGUAUACGACUCGCACCCGCGAGCUUUGCUACAUACAAACGAAGGAUCGCUGUAAAACACGCUUCGGUCUGUAAAUAACGAUAUUCUUUAUACUCUAUCGAAGGUCUGUCGCGAAUGUACAGUUGAAGACUGUGUACAC